GCCGGGCUACACUCCUCCAGCCCCACCGAAAAGAGCUGCGAGAGAGACUGCCCAUUAAAAAAGUACUCCGCCGGAUCCUGUUGGAAUUGCUCCUCUCCCUUUCCCAACAACUCCAUUUCCUCUAAUUAAUCUUGCUCUCCUUUUUUGUACCUCUCCAUUACUUCUUCCGUCCCCUUGUAUAUUGUCGUUGUUGCACAAAAAUAUGGCCAGUAUGAUCAACCAGACCGAUGAGCGUCAGAAUGCUGGCACCAUCGAGUUGAAGGAUGACACGGUCAUCGUGGUGCUCGGCGCCUCUGGUGAUCUUGCGAAAAAGAAGACGUUCCCCGCACUCUUCGGUCUUUUCCGCAACAAAUUCCUCCCCAAGGACAUUAAGAUCGUCGGAUAUGCGCGGACGAAGAUGGACCAUGAAGAAUUCCUCAAGCGCGUGCGCUCGUAUAUCAAGGUGCCCACAAAGGAGAUUGAGGAGCAAUUAGAUCAGUUCUGCCAGCUUUGCUCUUACGUUUCCGGCCAAUACGACCAGGAUGACUCCUUCAUCAACCUCAACAAGCACCUCGAGGAGUUGGAGAGAGGCCGCCAAUCAAAGGAGCAGAACCGCGUCUUCUACAUGGCGCUCCCCCCUAGUGUCUUCACCACCGUGUCAGAGCAAUUGAAGCGUAACUGCUACCCCAAGUCCGGUCUGGCUCGCAUCAUCGUCGAGAAGCCCUUCGGCAAGGAUCUCCAGAGCUCGCGCGACCUCCAGAAGGCUCUGGAACCCAACUGGAAGGAAGAGGAGAUCUUCCGUAUCGAUCACUACCUGGGCAAGGAGAUGGUCAAGAACAUUCUCAUUCUGCGGUUCGGCAACGAGUUCUUCAACGCGACAUGGAACCGUCACCACAUUGAUAACGUUCAGAUCACAUUCAAGGAGCCUUUCGGCACCGAGGGCCGUGGUGGUUACUUCGACGAGUUCGGCAUCAUCCGUGAUGUCAUGCAGAACCACCUGCUGCAGGUGUUGACCCUGCUCGCUAUGGAGCGCCCCAUCUCCUUCUCCUCGGAGGAUAUCCGUGAUGAGAAGGUCCGUGUUCUGCGCGCAAUGGAUGCCAUCGAGCCCAAGAACGUCAUCAUUGGACAGUACGGCCGCUCGCUCGACGGCAGCAAGCCCGGUUACCUCGAGGACGACACCGUGCCCAAGGAGUCGCGCUGCCCCACCUUCUGCGCCCUGGUCGCCUAUAUUAAGAACGAGCGUUGGGACGGUGUUCCCUUCAUUCUGAAGGCCGGCAAGGCCCUCAACGAGCAGAAGACCGAGGUCCGCAUUCAGUUCAAGGAUGUGACCUCUGGUAUCUUCAAGGACAUUCCCCGCAACGAGCUGGUCAUCCGUGUCCAACCCAACGAGUCCGUUUAUAUCAAGAUGAACUCCAAGCUGCCCGGUCUGUCCAUGCAGACGGUGGUGACCGAGCUGGACUUGACCUACCGCCGCCGCUUCUCCGACCUCAAGAUCCCCGAGGCGUAUGAGUCCUUGAUCUUGGACGCCUUCAAGGGCGACCACUCCAACUUUGUGCGUGAUGACGAGUUGGACGCCUCCUGGCGUAUCUUCACCCCUCUCCUGCACUACCUGGACGACAACAAGGAGAUUAUCCCCAUGGAGUACCCAUACGGCUCCCGUGGCCCCGCCGUCCUUGACGACUUCACUGCCUCUUACGGUUACAAGUUCAGCGACGCCGCUGGCUACCAGUGGCCAGUGACCACAUCCGCCCCGAACCGCCUCUAGAGAUCUCGUGGGCGAAUCGGAUUAGGCAUUAGCGCUGUUUACGACGAUAUGGGACGCGGGAUUAACGAAGGCGAACAAAAUCCAUCUAUUUCUUUUUCUUUCAUGAAGCUUAUUUCUUGUCUCUCUGUUUUCUCCCAUCUUUUUUUUUCUUUGUCUCUUUCCUACAUCUCGAUCCCUCUGUUACUGACUGGCUGGACUCGAGGUUAUAAAAGGUCCUGGGAAUGCCCGGCCAGCAGCGGUUAUGAUUGGAUUGCAACGU
This is a messenger RNA of Penicillium brasilianum, 2003 nucleotides long. The record is from the annotation of a GenBank genome assembly. Lineage: Eukaryota; Fungi; Ascomycota; Eurotiomycetes; Eurotiales; Aspergillaceae.